AGUUGAAGUAUAGUUGGUAAGCUGCCCGUGGGAUUGUUUACUUGUAGCAAGAGCGCAUUAAAUUGAGCAUUUCUUAUCACAUUCUUUUUAGUUUUUUUUGUAGUAAAAGUAUUUACCGAUUCUCCGGGAAAAUAUGUUGGUCUAGUAUAAGUAAUACGAGGAUUUCAAUUGAUCCUUAAGGUGGUGGGAGUACAAUUCUUCAUUUCAAGUUCCGUCACUAGUGCCUUGUAUGGUUUGUUGGCGUACUCGGGUAUGUCAAUUUUAUUUUCCUUUUGAGUGUCAAAAACCGUAUUUGCCCCUUAAUUACUGUUAUAAUUGGAUUAGAAGUGUACAUUUUGUUUAAUUGAAGGUUAGAUAUGCUUAACCAGAAAACACAGUGUCUGAAACUAGAAUAUAGCAAUAGUGAGGGACCAAAAUUGCUAUUCUUUUCCCAAAACAUAUUUAAUGAAACAUUGGUUGAAAAUUACUUGAUUGUGAAGAGAGAUUUGUUUGUGUCAGUGUCAGAUGGAGGAGAGCAGUCUAUUAGUGUUAAUGAGGCUUUAGAAGAAUUAAUUCCUAACUCAUCUAUAGUGAGUAAGUCAUACUUAAAGAGGAUUGCAGUGAAUCUUUUAGUAGAUUUCAAAAAUUCUUUUCCAUAAUAAAUGCAAUGCUCAGAAGCGUAUAAAUCCGCCCCUCCUCCAUACAAAAACGACAUCGGAAAAAAACGAGAAGAAGAACGAGCUUUGUUCACUAUUCUGCAAUCGAUUUAAUUUGAAUGGAUCGAGCUUUCAUUUUUGUGAUUUGUAUUACUCCAUUUAUUCUUGACAAAAGUCUUGCUGCUAUUUUUGAUGUAACAAGUUAUGGCGCCGUUGGAGAUGGAAUGCACGACGACACUAAAGUAACACAAAUAAUUUCAAUUGCAUUCAAACAAGCUUGGACAGCUACUUGUAGCAGUAAAAGUAGAAAUCCGUCAAUGCUUAUACCAAGUGAAAAGUCAUUUUUAAUACGGCCUAUUACAUUCCAAGGACCUUGCAAGUCCUCCAAUAUUCAUCUACAAUUAUCAGGAUCAAUUGUAGCACCAGAGGAUCCAAAGGAAUGGAGAGGUUGUGAAAAUGUUAGUUGGAUUUAUUUUACAGGUGUUUUUGGUCUCUUCAUCAAUGGUUCUGGUACUAUCAAUGGCAAUGGCCAACGCUGGUGGAAAAUUCCUAGUGGUAUCAGGGUGAAUGGAACUUGCACUAAACCAACUGCUGUCCACUUCAAUUAUUGUAACGGCCUUCAAUUGAGUGGAAUUAAGCUAGUGAAUAGUUCGAGAAACCAUAUAAGCCUGACUUACAGCAAAGGAGUAACCAUCUCAAAUAUUCAUAUAAGUGCACCAAAAUAUAGUCGCAAUACUGAUGGUAUUGAUAUCUCUAACUCUAGCCAACUUCACAUUCAAGACUCCACUAUUCAGACAGGUGAUGACUGCAUUGCCAUCAAUACUGGGUGCGUUGAUAUUCAUAUUUCUGGUAUUUCAUGUGGACCAGGGCAUGGUAUAAGUGUGGGUAGCUUAGGUCCAGAUAACACAUAUGCGUAUGUGGACAACGUCUAUGUAACAAAUUGUAACCUUGUGGGAACUCAGAAUGGUGUUAGAAUUAAGACAUGGCAGGGUGGUUCUGGAUAUGCUAGGUCUAUACAUUUUGAAGAUAUUCACCUCAAAAAUGUUGAAAACCCCAUCAUUAUUGAUCAGAAUUAUUGCAAUGGAGACCAUUCAUGUCAACCUCAGGAAAGCGCAGUGAAAGUGAGCUAUAUAACAUACAAGAAUAUACAUGGAAGUACAAGCAGCAAAGCAGCAAUAAAUUUGAACUGUAGCAAUAGCACAGCUUGCACCAACAUUGAUAUGGAGAAUAUCAACAUAACUCCAGUUGUCUCUGGACAAAAGAUUUUUGCUAUUUGCAAUAAUGCCAAAGGAAAAGCCUCUUCAACUUCACCUCCUGUACCUUGCUUGGAUAAAUAUUAGAGCAUAUUUUCCAUUUAUUUAGUUCCAUAGUCAUUUGCAGUGUGGUAAUUAGAUUUGACAAAAACUACCGAUUGGAUAUGGUCACAAAGCUAUAUAAACUAUCUCACUUUCAAGUCA
Messenger RNA from Nicotiana tabacum (common tobacco), 2092 nucleotides. RefSeq names its product putative polygalacturonase At3g15720. Gene Ontology annotation, molecular function: polygalacturonase activity. Gene Ontology annotation, biological process: carbohydrate metabolic process. The record is from RefSeq and is a predicted model, not a curated record. Lineage: Eukaryota; Viridiplantae; Streptophyta; Magnoliopsida; Solanales; Solanaceae.